CUCUCACCCUCCUCUUCCGCCCCCUCAUUCGUCCGUCUCCUUCUUCUCUCUCACACAAGGCGUGCAACCGUAAUUCCUGUAUUGGACCGCCUGAGACUUCGUUUUACUCUCUUUUGUUUGUCGUCGUUGUUACCACCGCCCAUAAUCGUCGCAUACAUCACAUAUCUCGCCGCGUUGCCGCCAUGCCUAUCCAGCUGCUACCCGCCUCCGCGGCUGCCUUUGCGCCGCGCUCAGCCCCGACCAUCGUCCUCAACAACAAGGUGGAGCCGUGGCUAACGCAGACGCUGAAGCGCACCAACCGAGUCAAGCGCCCGCUCAAUAGCGUGCCCCAGCACUAUCGAUGUCUCACAGAGACCCUCUCCGGCUCCGGUGCCAUCUGGACGCUGUGCUCCAUCAUGCUGCCAAAGGCGCCCGAUGCCGAGCUGCGCAAGGACCAUAACCCAUUGAUUGAGGCCAUGUUCAACUACCAGCUCAUCCACAUCGAGGCCUACGUCGUACACGUCGACAUGGUGUCGCAGCAUGAGGUUGCAUUCAAGCUCACCCCCGAGACCAUUGAGGCCCUCAUCGAGUACCACAAGGACAUCUACUCCGUCGACGUGUCGGCGAGCACCUGGAAUUGGGCCGAGAAGGAGGCCCAGCUGAAGAAGUUGCAGGAGGAGUUUGUGCAGGCCGCCAACCGCUUCGUGUUUCGAACAGGCUCCCGCGCAUUGGAGGGAAUGGAGGAGGAUGGUGCCGGAGAAUUGCUAGAUGGCAGGGGAGAGGACGUCAAGAACUCCAUCAUGGGACUGUUCCUCCCGCUCCUUCCUCCUCCACCCAGGAUCGUCGAUGUCGUCAGGCCCGCGCCGCUUCUCCCAAGCUCCCCCGGAGGCGUUAACUGGUGGCAACCAACCCAGCAUGUCCCACCGCCUCACCCAGCCCCGGUUGAGUCUUGGAGGGUGCUGCCGUCGACACCAAGCCCGACGAUCGCGACCUGCUCCGAGCAGCAGCAGACUUUCUGGACCACCGUGGGCUUCAACGAUAUUCAGUUGCCGUCGCCGACGCCGUCGUUCAGCCAGCCUUUCUACACCUCGAGCCACUAUCACAGCCCUCCUAUGGCGACUGCUCCCAUCCCGAAUCUCCCUCUGCCCAGUGUUCUCGCGCAGCAAUGCGGGUCGAGCGCUAUGCACACGGGCUACAGCGGGUUCGGAUGGGGCAAUGAGUUCGCACCGCAGUAUGCCGCCUUCACGUAGGCGCCUACAGCAGCGCUCAGACGUCAAACCUUAACCGGAGCUGUGAUGAGCUCGUGGCUUCACUUCUGCUCCCCCCUUUACCGCGACCAGGCCCCUGCGCAGAGCCUUACGACGCCCUACACGAGACGAGAUAUGCGAUGUUGCACGAAGUGAUGUCUAUCGAACAUCCACAAUACAGCAUGGGCCGGAGUUUCAUCGAUUUAGCGACUGCUUUACUCUCUUCUCUCGUACAAAUUUC
Molecule: messenger RNA, 1467 nt
Organism: Mytilinidion resinicola
Lineage: Eukaryota; Fungi; Ascomycota; Dothideomycetes; Mytilinidiales; Mytilinidiaceae
Exons: 1
Coding region: 183-1229 (348 amino acids)
Source: RefSeq, a predicted model, not a curated record